CCCACACAAUAAUAAUGAGAGACUUUAACACCCCACUAUCAACAUCAGACGGAUAAACAAGACAGAAAGUUAAAAAGGAUGUCCAGGAAUUAAAAUCAGCUCUGCACUAAGCGGACCUAAUAGACAUCUACAGAACUCACCACCCUAAAUCAACAGAAUACACAUUCUUCUCAGUACCACAUUGCACUUAUUCCAAAAUUGACCACAUAGUUGGAAGUAGAGCACUCCUCAGCAAAUGUAAAAGAACAGAAAUUAUAACAAACAGUCUCUCAGAUCACAGUGCAAUCAAACUGGAACUCAGGAUUAAGAAACUCACUCGCCUUUCCGGCAGUGAUGACCUACCCACACGAGAACAUGCCUCUCGCAAAGGAUCUCCUUCAUCCCUCCCCAGAAGAGAAGAGGAAACACAAGAAGAAACGCCUGGUGCAGAGCCCCAAUUCCUACUUCAUGGAUGUGAAAUGCCCAGGAUGCUAUAAAAUCACCAUGAUCUUUAGCCAUGCACAAACGGUAGUUUCGUGUGUUGGCUGCUCCACUGUCCUCUGCCAGCCUACAGGAGGAAAAACAAGGCUUACAGAAGGAUGUUCCUUUAGGAAGGAGCAGCACUAAAAGCACUCUGAAUCAAGAUGAGUGGGAAACCAUCUCAAUAAACACAUUUUGGAUUAAAAAAAAAAAAAAGAAAAGAAACUCACUCAAAACCACUCAACUACAUGGAAACUGAACAACCUGCUCCUGAAUGACUACUGAGUACAUAA
Molecule: messenger RNA, 752 nt
Organism: Piliocolobus tephrosceles (Ugandan red Colobus)
Lineage: Eukaryota; Metazoa; Chordata; Mammalia; Primates; Cercopithecidae
Product: 40S ribosomal protein S27-like
Exons: 1
Coding region: 334-606 (90 amino acids)
Biological process (GO): translation
Cellular component (GO): ribosome
Molecular function (GO): structural constituent of ribosome
Source: RefSeq, a predicted model, not a curated record